Messenger RNA from Fragaria vesca subsp. vesca, 1437 nucleotides. Its product is annotated as actin-related protein 2/3 complex subunit 1-like. Gene Ontology annotation, molecular function: actin filament binding. The transcript has 15 exons. NCBI's taxonomy places the organism in Eukaryota, Viridiplantae, Streptophyta, Magnoliopsida, Rosales, Rosaceae. Gene Ontology annotation, biological process: Arp2/3 complex-mediated actin nucleation. The record is from RefSeq and is a predicted model, not a curated record. Gene Ontology annotation, cellular component: Arp2/3 protein complex; actin cytoskeleton. The coding region runs from base 43 to 1179 and encodes 378 amino acids.
CAGCCCCUGAAUUUGCUUAAAGCUUCCAAACUUUGUGAAGAAAUGGCCGCGGUCGAAGUGCACCGUUUUGCUGAGUGCAUCACUUGCCAUGCUUGGAGCCCUGAUCGCUCAAUGCUGGCGUUUUGUCCAAAUAACAAUGAAGUUCACAUCUAUACUCUGAUGCAAUCCAAAUGGGAAAAGCUGCAUGUUCUUCAGAAGCAUGACCAAAUUAUUUCGGGGAUAGACUGGAGUUCAAGGUCAAAUAAAAUAGUUACUUCAUCUCACGAUCGGAAUUCUUAUGUCUGGAAUCUAGAAGGAUCAGAGUGGGUACCAACACUUGUUAUCCUUCGGCUAAAUCGUGCUGCACUGUGUGUUCAGUGGAGUCCAAAAGAAAACAAGUUUGCUGUCGGAAGCGGGGCAAAAACUGUUUGCAUAUGCUACUAUGAGCAAGAGAAUAACUGGUGGGUCAGUAAACUUAUCAGAAAAAGACAUGACUCUUCUGUUACAAGUGUUGCUUGGCAUCCCAAUAAUAUUCUUCUUGCAACAACAUCUACAGAUGGAAAAUGCAGAAUAUUUUCCACUUAUAUUAAGGUCGUCGAUGCAAAGGAAUCAAAAACAGGUUCAUCUUCAGAUUCAAAGUUUGGGGAGCUAAUACUUCAGCUUGAUCUAUCGUCUUGUUGGGCAUUUGGUGUGAGGUGGUCACCAAGUGGCAACACCUUAGCAUAUGUAGGCCAUAACUCUAUGAUUUACUUCGUCGAUGAGGUGGGACCUUCUCCUUUGGCUCAAAAUGUUGCAUUCCGUGAUUUGCCUCUCCGUGAUGUCUUAUUUCUGUCUGAGAGACUAGUCAUUGGCGUGGGAUUCGAUUGCAACCCCAUGGUUUUUGCAGCAGAUGAAAGAGGAAUAUGGAGCUUUAUCAGAUUUCUUGGGGAAAGAAAGAUUACAUCUUCAGCUCCAAAAUAUGGUUCACAGCUUUCUGGAGCAUUUCGGACGCUAUAUGGCCAACCAAAACAUGGAUUAAACAAUGAUACAAAUGACCAUUCAAGACCACAAGGAACUGUCCAUGAGAACUGCAUCAAUUGUAUUGUGCCGCUUGGAACUUCAGGGAGUUCUAAAGUAAUGCGCUUCAGUACAUCAGGAUUGGACGGAAAAGUUGCUGUCUGGGAUUUGGAGAAUCAAGCAGACUUAUCAGAGUAUCUUUAGACCUUCAACAUAAACAUGAAGUAUAUCUUAGGUAAUGUUGGUGUCAUUGGAAAUGUUUGUAUAUUUGUACCGAGCAAUUGGUAAUAAUUCUAAAGAAGCCUAGGAGAAAAGCAACAGAUCUUGGUGAUUUUAUUUUUGAAUACCUUUGUGUAUCACUACAUGUAUUGCAUUGUAUUGUAUUGUAUUGUAUUGUAUUGUGAUGUCUUCUGUACUCACUAAUAGAAAAAGUGAUGUUUGUGAGUCAGUCUCAUCAUCAUU